Molecule: messenger RNA, 2511 nt
Organism: Myxozyma melibiosi
Lineage: Eukaryota; Fungi; Ascomycota; Lipomycetes; Lipomycetales; Lipomycetaceae
Product: Alpha/Beta hydrolase protein
Exons: 2
Coding region: 77-2233 (718 amino acids)
Biological process (GO): proteolysis
Molecular function (GO): serine-type endopeptidase activity
Source: RefSeq, a predicted model, not a curated record
GCGCCCCACCAUCUCUACUUCUACUCGCAGCCUGUUCUUGCGACAUUAGAAGAACAACAACUCAUUCGAAGCGGCAAUGAAGACACUACUUCGAUCCGCGUUGCUAGCCUGCUUCAGCAGCGCGCUGCUAGUUUCCGCAAUCAGCUACGACGACGUGAUCCAGGCGCCGCGCCGGUCCGAAGCCGUGCCAAACAAAUCCGGCACGCUGGCAGUCUACACCGAGACGAGCUACUCGUUCUCGACGCGCGCGUGGUCCGGCGCGCUGAAGACGAUCGCGCUCGAGGCCGGGGCGGAGCCAAAGACUGUGAUUGCGGACGCGGCGGAUGUGGGGGAUCUUGCGUGGGCGGGCAGCGACGAUGCGACGGUGCUGUAUCUUAAUACGAGCGGGGAGUAUACUGCGCUGUGGUCUGUUGACGUUGGGUCGGGUGCGAAGGCAAAGAUUUACGAGUUUCCGGGAUCGGUGUCGUUGUUGAAGACGCAUGCGUCGGCGGCCGGCGUGCGCGUGGUGACUUCAGGAUGGGCUACGCCGGCGGGCGAGUUAUUGUCUCCCGACGCGCCGGCGAAGGAGGAUACGGGGUUGCUAUACGACUCGACCUUUGUGCGGCACUGGGAUUACUGGUUGAGCGAGAACCGCAAGUCCGUUUUCGGCCUGCUGUUGAGCGCGGAUCUGAAGACGGUGAAGGAGCCGUUGACGAAUUAUCUGAAGGGCCUGGGGAUCGAGUCUCCGAUCAUGCCGUUCCCGAGCGCGUCAGACUUUGAUCUCGCGGCGGAUAAGUUGGUGGUGAACGCCAAAGCACCCGAGCUGUCGCCUGCGAAUAACACGGCAACGUAUUUCUACGUGCUCAAGUACACCGACACCAACGAACCCGGGAAGCCGCUCAACAAGGCCGGUUUGGGCGCGUGCUCGUCCCCCGUGUUUUCGCCCGACGCGACAAAGAUCGCGGGGUUGGUGAUGCUCGAGAACGGGUACGAGUCUGACCAGAAUAUCGUGUAUGUGUAUGAUCUCAACGACGGCGGAGCGGGCAAGAACGUCACCUACGGACGCGCGUUCGAUCGCUCUCCAGGGGCGGUGAUGUGGGCGCCUGAUCGGGAGGAUUAUUUGGUGCUGGUAGGCGAGGAUGUUGGUAAGGAGGUGGUGUGGACGCUUGAUAUCUCGACGCCGGGGUUGCUUCCGCAGAAACUGAGCACGACGCACUCUGUGUCCUCUGUCGCGUUCAUCGGCUCGUCGACGGCCAAGUUGCUGCUGUCGAGCAGCGCGAUCGUCAAGUCUACGUACUUUGAGAUUUACGACCACGCCACGGACUCAGCCACCCUGCUGCUCGACGCGCCGACGACGUUACCCGAAUCUCGCGUCGGGGAGUUUUGGUUCACCGGCAGUCGCGAGGUCAAGGUGCACGGGUUCAUUGUGUAUCCCGAGAACUUUGACCCGAAGAAGAAGUACCCGCUCGCGUUCCUGAUCCACGGCGGUCCGCAGUCGGCGUGGACGGACUCGUGGUCUACGCGCUGGAACCCGGCGGUGUGGGCGGACAACGGGCCGGACGGGUACGUCGUCGUGACGAUCAACCCGACCGGAUCGACCAGCUACGGCAAGGAAUUCACCGACAAGAUCCAAAACAACUGGGGCUCGUAUCCGUACAUCGACCUGGUUCUGGGCUUGGAGUACUGCUACAAGAGCUUUGAGUUUAUCGACACCGAGCGCAUGAUCGCCGCGGGCGCGUCGUACGGCGGAUAUAUGAUCAACUGGAUCCAAGGCUCUGCGCUCGGCCGUGUGUUCAAAGCGCUCGUGACGCACGACGGCGUGUUUUCGACGCUGAACCAGUACGGCUCCGAGGAGCUGUAUUUCCCCGCGCAUGAUUUCGGGGGCUCGUUUGUGGAGAACACGAGGGGGUAUUACAAGUUCAAUCCGAUGAACCGGAUGUAUCACUGGGCGACGCCGCAUUUCAUCGUGCACAACGCGCUGGAUUAUAGGUUGCCGGAGAGUGAGGGGUUGUUGGCGUUUAACGUGCUGCAGGAGUUGGGUGUUCCUAGCAAGCUGCUGCAUUUCCCUGAUGAAAACCACUGGGUGCUCAAGCCCGACAACUCGCGAAGAUGGCAUAAAGAGAUUUUCGAGUUUAUCAACACGUACUCCUCCGCGUCUGCGUCGACGAAGCGAAGUGGAGCGGGGGAGACGAAGACGGCGGCGCAGAUUUUGGAGGAGGUGGUUGAUAACGUGGAGAGGGAGAUUUUCUUUUAAGCGUGCGCAUCGUGUAGAGUUUAGGAUAAAGUACAGAGUUGUAUUCUCUUAGAAUAUACAUCCAAAGCAAGUAGCAGUAAUUAUAAACUCCAAAGCAUUGAGCUACCGUUUGAGCAAGAAGUUUAGUCGUCUAGAUGUAAACUCCGUCGGUUAUCGCUGGUGAUGGGCGGGAGAAGUAGGUCGAAUUCGUCGCUCGCGGCGUCGGAUGAGAUAGCGAUUAUAUGUGUCUGUGUAGAUGUUGGAUGGUUUGCAGGUCGACUUUCCUGCUUGACGGGGAU